Protopolystoma xenopodis is the source of this 489-nucleotide messenger RNA. NCBI's taxonomy places the organism in Eukaryota, Metazoa, Platyhelminthes, Monogenea, Polystomatidea, Polystomatidae. The record is from the annotation of a GenBank genome assembly.
AUGCGAUAUAAUUUGUCGGGAUCCCUACAAUCCAGCCGAGGAGCGGACUUACUUCUAACCGACUCCUCUCAGAUCCCCGAGGGUCUGUUUACCUCGGCGGCUCAGCCUACCGGACUCUUAAAGCUGCCAAUCUCUCCCGUUGGCCGACGUCUCGACGCCUCAGUCCGAGUGGCUUCUUUGAGCAGUGGUCAGCUGCAUCUCUGGCACCAGGUGGGCUCACAGGCGCAGGGUACUCAUGUUCACGCCAUCACACUAGCUCGGGUGCCUUUCUCACAUCCCGUCCCUUCGUCUAGCACGGAUUCCACACCAUCCUUUGUCACACCUUCGAAAGACUGUGCCGCAUGCGCCGAUUUCUCCGCUGCUGGAAUGAGCUCCCCACCGACUCUUCGGCCGGCCUCUGGUCAGACCCAUCUCAUAGCGUCCACCAAUCUGGGUUCAGACAACCUCUCUAGUUUCUAUCAGGUAAACUUACGUGAACUCAUGACCUGA